Messenger RNA from Clonostachys rhizophaga, 1248 nucleotides. The record is from the annotation of a GenBank genome assembly. Lineage: Eukaryota; Fungi; Ascomycota; Sordariomycetes; Hypocreales; Bionectriaceae.
AUGGCACCCGCCAUCGAGGACCAGGGAACGCCUCAGGUGAACCCGCUGAUCUCGACACAAGGAAGCUCCGAGCUCCAAGUCAUUCUUCACCCGCUAGUUCUCCUCUCCAUCUCCGAUUACAUCACGCGGCAUACCCUCCGCAAGCAGGAUGGCCCUUUGAUCGGUGCUCUGCUGGGCCAGCAGAAUGGUCGAGAGAUCACCAUCGAGCACGCCUUCGACGUUCACACCCAACCAGGCGACCAAGCUUCCGGAGGAUAUUCUAUCCACCUGGACGGCUUCCAAAAAAGAUAUGAACAAAUGAAGAAGGUCCACCAGGACCGCCAACUCGACUUUGUCGGCUGGUACACCCUCCUACCGCUAUCUGGCCCCUCGCCCUCCAUACUCGACCUCCAUCGUAUCUUUCUGAGCGAAUACAACGAGUCUGCCAUUCUCCUGGCAUUCCACCCCGACCAGGUACUCAGCCACUCCGCGGGCGGCACGCUGCCGCUCACCAUCUACGAGAGCAACUGGGAGGUCGAGGGAAGCGGCAAGGCCGCCCCCGACAGCACCGAGGAUAAAAACAUGGACGAUGCAGAGGUCGCCGCCCAGAUCAGGUUCAGGGAGCUUCACUACUCCGUGGAGACGGACGAGACCGAGAUGAUCAGCAUGAACUACGUCGCUGGCGGCGGCGGUAGUGCCGCCGUCAACACGCCAAAGGAGGAGAAGCCGUCACGCUCCAUCGAGACGAACAGCAAGGGGAAGCGCCGGAUCGUGGAGAACGAGGCCGAGGAGGAGAAGUCCGGGGACGAGGCCCUGACGCGGGAGGAGGAGGAGAUCAUCGCCGCGCUCACCGCCAAGGCCAACGCCAUCAAGAUGCUCCAGUCCAGAAUCCAGCUCAUCGGGUCCUAUCUCGCAAAACUGCCGCCGUCCUUUGUAAACGGGGAGCCAUCGGAUGAUGAUAGCAUGGAUGUGGACAGCACCGUUCCCUCUCUACCAGUCUUGCGUCAGAUCCAGGCCCUCAUCUCGCGGCUCGAUUUGAUCAUCCCCUCGGACAAGGAGUCAUUCGAACAGGAAUUCAUCCAGCAAGUCAACGACGUAAAUCUGACCGAACUCCUCAACAACAUCAUGCAGAGCACCACCCAGGCCAGAGAGGUCGGGAAGAAGUUUGGCGUCGUGGAGCAUGCGAAGCCGCCCAACAGACGGGGAGAUUUUGAAGCCCAGGCCGGGCCGUUCAGCGUCUUAAACAGUGCUGGAGACAUCAUCAUAUAA